AUGUCUGAUACUAUUUAUGACAAUGUAAUUGGGACUGAGACUGAGGGAAUCAACAGAGAGAGAGUGGAGAUGACGGUGGCUAUCUAUGAGAUUGCAGAUUCUGAAAAGAAAGAAUUAUUAUCCAAAAAUGACAAUUUAAUGAAACAAAGUGAAAAGUUAAAUCAAGAGAACAAUGACCUGCAGAAACGUCUUGGUGAAAUGGAGAGAUGGAAGUGCUAUCAAUCCAGUCUUUUCUAUUUAUCUUCUGAGAGGAAGAGCUGGACUGAGAGCAGAAGAUACUGUACAGAGAGAGGAGCAAAUAUGAUCAUCAUAAACAACAGAGAGGAACAAGAAUUUGUUAGGAAAUGGUCUGAUAAAGACAGAGUCUGGAUUGGUCUGACUGACAGGGAUGUGGAGGGCACAUGGAAAUGGGUUGAUGGCAGCACACCGACCUCUGGGUUCUGGAUGUCUGCAGAGCCGGGUGGAUAUAGAGGAGAGAACUGUGCUCUAACUGUUGUAGGAGAAUGGGCUGAUCAUCCAUGUACAGAGGAAUUUCAUUGGAUGUGUGAGAGGAGCACAGUGAAGAUUUCUGGCACUGGAGUCUAUAUUGGUCUGACUGAUAUUGAUGUGGAGGACUCAUGGAAAUGGGUUGAUGGCACCAACAUGACCUCUGGAUGA
Messenger RNA from Sinocyclocheilus rhinocerous, 657 nucleotides. Its product is annotated as CD209 antigen-like protein C. The record is from RefSeq and is a predicted model, not a curated record. The coding region runs from base 1 to 657 and encodes 218 amino acids. Lineage: Eukaryota; Metazoa; Chordata; Actinopteri; Cypriniformes; Cyprinidae. The transcript has 7 exons.